AUGUCCAUAUCUCAACAACCUGUCAUCGUGGUAGGUGCCAGUCUCGUUGGGCUUUCAGCAGCUUUGUGCUUAGCCUCGCACAAAGUACCAACCAUCGUUCUCGAGAAACACGGAGGAAUUUCUAAACACCCACGAGCUAUUGGAUUUACAGCCCGGACUAUGGAGAUAUAUCGCUCUCUUGGAAUCGAGAACAAAGACCCAGCACCCGAAGACUUUGUUCUUCAGCGCGCCCACGUCGAAAGCGUAACUGGCAAAUGGGGCAACAACUCAUCCUGGUCUGAUACUGAGACAACCUCCGAAACCAAUAAGCAAAAAAACUUGAAGACACUUCCAAAGCCCGAUGGUCCCAAAAAGGAAUACUCAGUGGAACAAGGCUCGGCAAUCCCGCAGGAUAAACUAGAGCCCAUCCUCGAAGCACUCGCACGCAAGCGAGGCGCCGAUAUCCGCCGGCAACAAAAGGUCAUAUCAAUCGAUCAGAGCACCAAAGGAGUCACCGUUACCGUCCAAGAUGCCCAAGGAGACCAACGCCAAAUAAAAGGCUCCUAUAUAAUCGCCGCCGACGGCAACCGGAGCACGAUCCGCGAAUUGCUCCAAAUCCCACGGCACGGCAGAGGAUUCAUGCAAAACCUGCACAGCGUCCUAUUCCGCGCCCCAAUAGAGAAAUGGACGAAGGGCAUCGUCCAAUUCGAUAUUGAACAGACCGAUCUAAAAGCCUUCCUCGCCUCCUACAGCGAUGGUCGAUGGGCACUAAUGUUCAAAGACGACAUCCAGCGCAACGAGAACGCUCUUCGAAAAGCAAUCUACCAAGCCAUCGGUCGAUCCGACUUUCCCGUUGAAAUCAUCACCACCGGUAGUUGGGAAUUGACAGCCCUUGUCGCCGACACUUUCCGAUGCGGGAGGAUCUUUCUCGCUGGCGACGCUGCGCACACACUUCCGCCGAAUCGGGGUGGCUAUGGUGCGAACACGGGUAUCCACGAUGUGCAUAAUCUUGCCUGGAAGCUUUCCGCCGUUCUAUCUGGCAAAUCAUCGGAGGGGAUAUUGGACACGUAUGAGGCCGAGAGACGGCCUGUCGCGUUGCUACGACAUGAUCAGAUCUUCGUGCGGGCGGAUUAUAAAGUGCAUCUUGAUGCGGCUAUGCCUGCUGGUGAAAAAAUUGACGAUGAUGCUAUGGAGUUUGGUCAGAUUUAUCUUUCUGGUGGCUUUGUUGGGACGGAUGGGGGUUUGCCGAGGGCGAUGAAACCAGAUGAGUGGAAUGGCCAGCCUGGUACCCUUUCUCCUCACAUUUGGGUUGCCAAGGACGGGGAGCGAGUUCCGCUCCUGGAUUUACUGGACCAUGAAGGGUGGACUCUGAUUUCAGAGAGUGGUGCCUGGUCUGGUGUUGUUGCGAGCGUGGCCAAGGAGUCGUCUAUCUCGCUUCGAGCUCUUCGAUUCGGUCACGAUGUAGAGCUUGUCCGGCAACAGGACUUUCAGGAUGCUUUUGGUGUCUCUCACACUGGGGCUGUUUUGAUUCGACCUGACGGUUAUAUUUCUUGGAGGGUACGAGAGUUGCCGUCUAAUCCUGCUGGGAUUCUUGACGAAGUUUUGGCCACUGUUUCGUUCCGAGUAAACGACUCUGUUUAG
Molecule: messenger RNA, 1620 nt
Organism: Penicillium manginii
Lineage: Eukaryota; Fungi; Ascomycota; Eurotiomycetes; Eurotiales; Aspergillaceae
Exons: 1
Coding region: 1-1620 (539 amino acids)
Molecular function (GO): FAD binding
Source: RefSeq, a predicted model, not a curated record